UAUAUCAGUGCACUAUGCGUAGAUCGCAUACGCUUUUAUUGGAGGAAGCAAAAUCCGUGAUGGAAUCAAAUGAUUGCGGUUCAGAUAGUUACUCAUCGAAUACGGAAUCGUGUACAGAGUCGUACGGUGAUGGCAGUGAAACUGCCAACUGGGAGGAAUACGUAAAUGAAGAUGGACUUUUAUUUUAUGCCGAAUACGUUCCGUUCGAUUUAAAUAAAUGCUCGAUUAGCGCAGAUAAGUUCGGCGAUAUUAGCAAAAAUUGUUCAUUGCGUUUUUCGAAGAAGCACGCUCGCAGGCCACUUCAUCAAAAUUCGAAACUGAAUCAGGAAAGUAAGGAGCCUGGCGAAUCCGAAUUGAAAUUCGCUGACAUAGAUAAGCGGCAUGAAAAUUGCAAAACGCUAGAAUUGGUUAUAACCGCUUCGGAUCGUUAUCGGUUCGGUCGUCGAUCGACUGCAGUGGAAUCAAUUUUAGGAUAUCGUGUUGCCCCCUUUCCUGAUCAGCCCGAAUGUUUGAUGGUUGAAAGUUUCGUCCACGAUAUGCCCGCUUUGUUACAGCAAGAAAAGCUUGUUCCCAUACUAAAAGGUGAUUGGUUCAAAUCUCUGAAUGAUAUCGAAAUACAUACAAGCAAUGUUGACGCUCUCCUAUUACAAUUUAUUGAGCCAACAAGGGUAUGCUUAACAUUUCAGGGGCGCUCAGAUUUACAACAUGAAGCCAAGAGUUCUGGCACAACCAAUAUGAGCGAGAAAAAACGAAUAAUAAAUUUUGAUAUGUUUGCCAGUAUGAUUGAAAAAUUACUCAAUUUAUCGCCGCUAAUAACGGAACAAUUUGAAAGUGUAUUAAUGUUCGCCUUAUUAAUCUUACCACCCGAGUGUUAUCAGAACGAUGAGCAUAAAAAUUCGCUUUUUUAUUAUCCGGAGGAUAUUAACAAAAAUUUUUUAUAUAAAGCACGUGGAAGUUUUCUUACCUUGCACACGGUGCUUAGCGAGGAACUUAAGACUAAACCGUCUGCGUCUAAAUUGACUUUCGAUAAUAGUCAAUAUUACGUUUGCUAUCGAAACAUUAACGGAUUUCUUGUCCUCUUCUCAUUCCCUUGCGCGUUUGUCAAUCUUUCGGAGAGCAAUUUGCGUGCCGAUGAGCUCAUAAAUUAUAUGCAUUUUGCGUUGCCUCAUAUUGGCCUCGAUAGCUUUAAAAAUAGUUAUUUUCGUAAUUGUUUGGUAAACUUUUGCAAUAUACAACGCGUUCGCUUGCUUUUAAGCUAUAAAAAGCAUUCGUCAUCUUUUGAGGAAAUUCUUAGAGAAUCACGUUACUUACCGUUACCGAAAGAGGCCCAACUACGAAUAUUUGAUGCGCUCAGCGAAAUGGAGUCGAUGGACUAUCGUAAUUGGAAUGACGAGCCGUUACAUACGCAUAGGGAAUUCUUCAUUUACGGCAGCGUACUGUAUUUCAAUCAUUUUAUAUUGAUCUCGCAAAUGCCCUUAGAGAUGCGUCUACACACUGAGGUUACACUUCGAUGUCGUGGAAUUUUUGAUUUUGUGACCAGAAAUAAUGUGAAAGAACUUUAUAUUUGGGAAGAGAUUGAGCUUAAUAAUUUGACAGGGCGUUAUUUUUUAACUCUAUGCGGUCGCAAUCAUCUAAUUUUGGCUGUUAUUUUGAAAAUGUUUGAAGCACCUGAUGUAGAGAAUGGUUGUAAAAUUUCGCCAUCUCUAUUUUAUAUUGAGGAAAUUCAAGAGACAUUGGAUCAUUUGAUACGCAGCGGUAUUGAGUCCUUGGCCAUGUUUUGGUCCGUAUCGAAUAAACGUCCCGAAAUAUUAGAAAGUCUCUUGUCAACCGAAGGUCAUGAAUCAUUAGAAACAUGCGCAACAAAAAAAUUUGACAUGUACCUUAAGCACAAACUUGCAUCACCCAGCUGCAGUUCGAAAGAAUUGACCGCAAACACAAGUGCUCAAGGACAGCGAAUUAUUUCCUACGAUGAAGAUACAUUACUUUGCUCAUCAUUGGGCGGAUCGUCUGUGCACAGCUUAACGCUCAGUGAAGAAGAGUUGAGUAAAAAGCGUUUGAUUUCGAAUCCGGUCGGUGAUGAGUCUGACAGCGGUUCGGAUUGGGAAAACUUCUCUGAUCGUAACCCAUUACAUUAUACUGGCUUUGAAUCGGACACUCAAUCACAAGUUACUGAAUCACUUUGGAAAGAGAUAAGUAAUGUUGUGCCUACUAAAGUAUCGGCCGGAUGGAAAAAUUCAAUAUAUUAUUAUCUAUAUAUCGAUCAUUCAAAUAGCACUGUAUUCUGUCCAUUAAAAUCAUCUGCCGACAGUUUUCCUUAUGUGCAAGAAAUGCGACAAGCUUUUCACUUUAUACACAAUAUCUUACAAAAGACGAAAUGCUUGCGGCGCGACGCGAAUAAAGUGCAUAGUCAAGAUAUUACUUUAAUAAGAGAAUGCGGAAUGACUGUACAGGUGCAAGAUAAAUUCACUCCUAACAAUGACUUGAUGAAAGCCCGUUUUGUCGUGGUCGGCCGGUUCUUCCAGUCUUCUCAAACCGAAAUAUAUAUAUGUCAUCGUCCUGAAAUUCCGCAAAAUAUGGUGGAGUUGGCAUUUCGUCUAUCGUUCUACUCAUUUGGCUAAUAACGCAUUUUUCAUAUCUGAACAAAGGAUAAUUUGUAAGAAUAGUUAUUAGUAUAGCAUUGUAUAAGUUUACGCUUUCAUGAUGAUAUCCUGAACUGGAAUCGUGAACAUCGAAGAUGGUGGCUAUAAAAAUAAAACAUAUACAAUUUUUGUUGUAAAAAUAA
Messenger RNA from Glossina fuscipes, 2782 nucleotides. RefSeq names its product protein inturned (gene in). Gene Ontology annotation, cellular component: cytoplasm; cilium. The transcript has a single exon. Gene Ontology annotation, biological process: vesicle-mediated transport; cilium assembly; nervous system development. The record is from RefSeq and is a predicted model, not a curated record. Bases 15 to 2618 code for a protein of 867 amino acids. NCBI's taxonomy places the organism in Eukaryota, Metazoa, Arthropoda, Insecta, Diptera, Glossinidae.